Messenger RNA from Hemiscyllium ocellatum (epaulette shark), 474 nucleotides. RefSeq names its product splicing factor 3b, subunit 5 (gene sf3b5). The record is from RefSeq and is a predicted model, not a curated record. NCBI's taxonomy places the organism in Eukaryota, Metazoa, Chordata, Chondrichthyes, Orectolobiformes, Hemiscylliidae. Gene Ontology annotation, cellular component: U2 snRNP; precatalytic spliceosome. The transcript has a single exon. Gene Ontology annotation, biological process: mRNA splicing, via spliceosome. The coding region runs from base 203 to 463 and encodes 86 amino acids.
AUUUAACGUUGAAACAAAAUGACGAUUUAGUUUUAAGUUAGUUUUCAUCAGUUUGUACUGGUGGCUGUUUUUUGAGGGACACGUGGAGAUAACCAUGGUAACAGCGGCCAUAUUGGGUUUCCCGCGGAGGGUGGUUGACGGUUGACGGUUGGGAUUUGAAUUUGAAUCUCUCGAGAGGAGAGCCGCCGCUGCCGCCAUCGCAAUGACUGACCGUUACAACAUUCACAGCCAGCUGGAGCAUCUCCAGUCCAAGUACAUCGGCACCGGGCACGCCGACACCACCAAGUGGGAGUGGCUCGUCAACCAGCACCGCGACUCGUACGCCUCGUACAUGGGCCACUUCGACCUCCUCAACUACUUCGCCGUGGCCGAGAACGAAACCAAGGCCCGGGUCCGCUUCAACCUCAUGGAGAAGAUGCUGCAGCCGUGCGGGCCCCCGCCCGACAAGCCCGAGGAGGCCUGAGAGGGCCUGGG